Molecule: messenger RNA, 3169 nt
Organism: Scatophagus argus
Lineage: Eukaryota; Metazoa; Chordata; Actinopteri; Scatophagidae
Gene: epc2
Product: enhancer of polycomb homolog 2 (Drosophila)
Exons: 14
Coding region: 288-2483 (731 amino acids)
Biological process (GO): regulation of transcription by RNA polymerase II
Cellular component (GO): piccolo histone acetyltransferase complex
Source: RefSeq, a predicted model, not a curated record
GGUCUCGGGUGUUUUUCUUUUUUUUAGUUCGCCGCGGUGGCUGAUGGGAUUGCUCCGCCGCUAGUGUGGACAUGUCCGCCAUGUUUUACACAGCGCAGGGAGCAGAGCCGCCCAGAGAAGCAGCCCGGACGUCCCGUUAAACGCACACACUGAUGAGUCCUCCCGCCGGUUACCGGAGCUGCCGACACCGAUGAGCUCGACGGCGAAGGACAAAGUCGCGUCCGAAGCGGAUUCACGUCAGCGUCGGUGCGGAUCUGUGGCGGACUGUCGCUAAUUUGGCGCAAACAAUGAGUAAACUCUCGUUCCGGGCGCGGGCGCUAGACGCCGCCAAACCGCUCCCGGUUUACCGAAACAGAGACCUGCCGGACCUUACCGACUGCGUGUCUAUCAGUCGGGCCGUCCCGCAGAUGCCGACCGGGAUGGAGAAGGAAGAGGAGCAGGAGCACCACCUGCAGAGGGCGAUCUCAUCGCAGCAGGUGUUCAGGGAGAGGAAGGAGAACAUGGUGAUCCCCGUCCCUGAAACCGAGACCAACGCCACCUACUACGAGCGUCUGUACAGAGGAGAGGUCAAAGUCCCCAAGCAGCUCAUCCACAUACAGCCUCUGAGUCUGGACCUGGAGCAGCCAGACUACGACCUGGACUCCGAGGACGAGACGCUGCUUAACAGACUGAACAGGAAGAUGGACAUCAAACCUCUGCAGUUUGAGACCAUGGUGGACCGACUGGAGAAGGCCAGCACGCACCAGCUGGUGUCUCUGUCGGAGGCCAAGCUGCUGCUCAACGAGGACGACUACCUGCUGAAGUCUGUGUACGACUACUGGCUGAGGAAGAGGAAGAACUGUCGAGGUCCGUCGCUGAUUCCUCACGUCAAACAGGAGAAGAGGGAUGGAUCCACCAACAACGACGCCUACGUGGCCUUCAGGCGGAGGACCGAGAAGAUGCAGACCAGGAAGAACCGUAAGAACGAUGAGGUGUCGUACGAGAAGAUGCUGAGACUGAGGCGAGAGUUCAGUCGCACCGUCACCAUCCUGGAGAUGAUCAAGCGGAGAGAGAAGUCCAAGCGAGAGCUGCUGCACCUCACGCUGGAGGUGGUGGAGAGGAGGUAUCAGAUGGGAGACUUCAGUGGAGAAGCUCUGACAGAGGUGUCCCUCCCUCUGGUGGACAAACCGCUGUACUGCACUCCAGUGCCUCUAAUCAACGGCAACAGACACAAAGCUGACAUCAGGAUGAAGGUGCAGAAGAAGCAGGACUCGGUCAGAGACGAGCUUCCCUUCGACCUGAUUGGCCCAAAGAAGAAGAACAUUGGGCAGGACAGACUGUGUCCUCCACAGAGACGUGCCGGUCGGCCUCCCGGUCCCUUCACCGUCAACAAGGCCGACAUCAAACAGUACGACUUCCACAGCUCGGAAGAAGACGAGAGUCCGGCGCCGCCGUCUCCUCCGUCCUCACCCGAUGCAGAGAAUAAUCCUGAGGAGGUUUUUGUGUUCAGGAGGAAAGCUGGCUGUCAGUACCUCCCUCCAUGUGCGGAGCCAACGGGUGGAGCUGAUCACUCGGAGCUCCUCCCUCAGUGUGUCCGUCACUCUCUGACUGAACUGACUCCUCAUUGGACGGGACUGAGCCGGCGCAGGAUGGGACGAGGGGGCAGGAUCAUCCUGGAUCGGGCCUCCUCAGGACUGGAUCCAAUGCUGAGGCAGAUGAAUUCUUUAACACAACCGGUCUGCAGGACCAGGACCAGUAGCUGCCUCUUCAGUGAUCCAGUAAGGCUGGAGCAGAAACUCUCCCUGACUGACAUCCUGAACAACAUCCAGACCCUGAGGAGGUUCUGCUACAGACCCAGACUGGUUCAGGUCCACAGUGAGGUGGACAGGAGGACCACAGAGUCCUCAGACCCCAGUAGACUCAGCUGUUGCCUGUCAGCUGUCAACACAUCAGGAUCAGCAGGGGGCAUCACAGAGGAGCAGUACCACAGUCACCAGCAGCAGCUGGUCCAGAUGCAGAAGCAACAGCUGGAGCAGCUGCAGAACAACGCGGCUCCGUGCAGGCAGACGGCGCCGCGCCUCACACAGUCCACCAGAUCCACUGAGUCCGGUUCAAAGCCUCUGGACUCGGCCAGCGCUCAGUUUGCAGCCUCAGCUGUGGUCAGCGCUCCUCCUCGUGGUCACAUCAGUGAGACCAAAGCCUACAGGACCGGCGUCAAUGGAGUCCACCGUCCUUCAGGUCCCUCCAGGCCUCCGUACUCUCGGGGGUCACUGUCCUCCUCCCCUCAGUCCCUCCCCAGCCACAGGAGCCAGGUGGGAGCCGUCUCCCCCGUCCACUCCCACACUGCUCGACCCUCAGCCCCCCCAACGUCUGCCUUAAAGCUCGCCGCCGUCGCUGCCAGCCUCGACCGGGUGCCCAAAGUGUCCCCCGCAAGAGACGCACGUGAGCCAGAGAGACUGCUGAACGGACUGUCGGAGACCACGCUGCCCAUGGAGGUCACAUAGCAUCCCAUCAUGCCCUGCUCCUCCUGUCUGACCGGUGAAUGUGACACGCCGUGACCUCCAGAGGAAGAAGAAGAAGAAGGUGUGACGACGUGGUCGUUUCCUGAGCGUGGAUGUUGUUAUUGUACAGUUUGUAAAUGUCUGGAUGUAAAUUAGCUUUUGUUUGUCUCAUCGGUUCACUUUCUGAAGCUGAUUAUCAUCAUGUGACUGCAGAAUCAACUCUGAUUGGUCAACUCCGUGAUGAGCCCGUGUCUUCACUCUGAUUGGUUAUUUAUUUGUCAUGUUUACAUUUUGUAUUUCUUUAAAGAUCAGAACUCGAGUCCUGAAACUGAUUUAAUUUCACAGGUUUAAAGAUGUUUUUGUAAUGUCUGGGUUGAGUUGUUUUUUAAAUGUUUGUCAAAGAACUUCACGGCCUUCUGAUGAUUCAAAGCCACAUUACAAUGAAAAUAUGCAUCCUGUAAAGAGACGCAGUUUUUAUAUUUUUAACUUGUCAGACGGACGAUCAGACGCGUGUGAAGUGAAGCUGACGGAUCUCACUGCUCUGUUUCUGCCCUUCAGUGAAUCAUGUGGAGAAGAAGUGUGUGUGUGUGUGUGUGUGUGUGUGUGUGUGUGUGUGUGCGCGGGCUGGUUCACGCUCUGUUUGUUUCGGAUACAAAAUGCUGAGAAAUAAAAACAUCGAUGCAGACUGA